AUGCAAAAAGACAACACUAACACCGUUAUAUCGCACUGUAAACUGAACUCUGAAACACCAACUUUAAUGGAUCGCUUUCAAACAAAACCUUCCAAAUACCAACACGAACAAUUCAUCCGACAGGUUAUUGAUAUUCUGUUGAAAGAAGCUGUGUUCCAGGGAACGUCAAAUGAUAGUUUAGUCAUCGAAUGGAUGGAGCCAGAAUCUUUGAUGGCUUUACUGGGAGAAGAGCUGCCAAAAAAUCCUGAAUCGGACGAGAAUCUAAUCAAACUUAUAAAGGACGUUGUACGUUACAGCGUAAAGACUGGUCAUCCACAUUUCAUCAAUCAACUAUUUUCAAGUUUGGAUCCAUACGGACUUGUGGCCCAGUGGGUAACAGAUUCUUUGAAUCCCAGUGUUUAUACAUACGAAGUUGCUCCUGUUUUUACGCUCCUGGAGCAUAAACUUCUUUGCGAAAUGCGACGUUACGUAGGAUUCCCAGGUGGCAGUGGCGAUGGAGUUUUUUGCCCAGGCGGUUCAAUGGCUAAUAUAUACGGGAUUCAAUGUGCUCGACAUCACGCUAUGCCGGAUUUGAAAGAAAAAGGAACUUUUGCAUCACGUCGCCUAGUGGUUUUGACGUCCAAAGAUGCCCAUUAUUCAAUCAAGAAAGCUUGUUUCCUUCUUGGAAUAGGCACAUCCAAUCUUUACCUAGUAGAUGUGGAUAAUGAUGGUCGAAUGAAUCUCGCACAUCUUCGAGAAGAAAUACAAAGAGCUCUCAAGGAGGGUGCCAGACCAUUUAUGGUGUCGGCCACAGCCGGAACCACCGUCUUAGGCUCAACAGAUCCUCUUGACGGGAUCGCUGACAUAUGUCAAGAAUUUGGUCUAUGGAUGCAUGUAGACGCAGCAUGGGGAGGCGGAGCUCUUAUGUCCACAAAGCAUCGUCAUAUCCUAAAUGGAAUUCAGCGAGCCGAUUCCGUAACGUGGAACCCCCACAAAUUGCUUGGGGUACCUCAGCAGUGUUCCACUUUUUUGACACGACAUCUAAACCUUCUCCUGGAGGCCAAUUCCGCUUCAGCGUCUUAUUUGUUUCAAAAAGAUAAGUUUUAUGAUCCCAAGUGGGACGUCGGAGACAAAUAUCUGCAAUGCGGACGACGAGCAGACGUCCUCAAAUUUUGGCUGAUGUGGCAAGCGAAGGGAAGUUUAGGCUUGGAAAGACAUGUGGAUACACUCUUUGAAAAUGCAGCCUAUUUCACUUCAAUUAUUCGGGAUCGCGAAGGUUUCAAACUAGUACUAGAGGAGCCAUCAUUCGUGAACGUAUGCUUUUGGUAUAUUCCGCCAAGCCUUCGAAAUUCUCAGCAUGACGAAGAUUAUCAUGAAAAGCUACACCGAAUCGCUCCAAAGAUCAAAGAACGUAUGAUCAAAAAGGGCAGCAUGAUGAUCACCUACCAACCGCUGAGAAAUUUGCCAAACUUCUUCCGACUAGUUCUACAAAGCUCGGGUGUCAAUACGAAAGACAUGGAAUUCUUCGCAGAAGAGAUAGAGCGCCUCGGAUGCGAUCUCUAGCAAGUCGUUUUAAAUUAAAUAGCAUUUUCUGCAUUUGAA
Molecule: messenger RNA, 1581 nt
Organism: Daphnia carinata
Lineage: Eukaryota; Metazoa; Arthropoda; Branchiopoda; Diplostraca; Daphniidae
Product: cysteine sulfinic acid decarboxylase-like
Exons: 7
Coding region: 1-1542 (513 amino acids)
Biological process (GO): carboxylic acid metabolic process
Cellular component (GO): cytoplasm
Molecular function (GO): carboxy-lyase activity; pyridoxal phosphate binding
Source: RefSeq, a predicted model, not a curated record